UAUAUAUACAUACACAUACACCUUACAUAAGUUCCAAUAUCCGACACUUUCGUGCUACGUAUUUAAACUACUUGAUUUAAAAAUGAGUUCAAAUAAAAUUGAAUCGUACGAUGUUUCUCAAAAAAUGCGAGAAAUAAUAGAAUGGAAAGAUGCAAGGAAAAAGGCUUUACGUGAAAGAUAUUUAAGAGAAAUUCAUCGUCCAACGAAGCAAAAGCUCGUCAUCGAUGAUGCAGUUCAUAGAUAUAACAUUUUGAAACUUACCCAAGAGUAUCACACACAAGUUUCCAGUAAAGCUUUUAUGGUGUGGGGAUUGGCUGUGUUAGGUCUAGUUGGAUUUGCAGGAUUAUUUGUAAAAGAGAAGUCACGGCAAGAACGUCUUAUUCGUACCGGUCAAGUAAGUUAUGCCGAUAGACAGUUUAAAUUUACAUAAGUUUAUAAUUUGAUAGUGCAUUUGUAACCAUAGAAUUCGAACGUUUAAAUCUUUAUUUGUCAUUCGAUAUACGUCUAUGUGCUGUAAUAUAAGUCAAAAUACAUUAAAUAAAACAAGUAAACAUAACGCAUAAAGCACAAUAAACGUAAUUAGCUAGUGAAUAAAUACGAAUAGCGUAAUAUAUAUUUAAA
Osmia lignaria (orchard mason bee) is the source of this 621-nucleotide messenger RNA. It is a transcript of the gene ND-B15, whose product is annotated as NADH dehydrogenase (ubiquinone) B15 subunit. Gene Ontology annotation, cellular component: respiratory chain complex I; mitochondrion. Lineage: Eukaryota; Metazoa; Arthropoda; Insecta; Hymenoptera; Megachilidae. The record is from RefSeq and is a predicted model, not a curated record.